AUGCUUCAGGAACAGUCUGCUUCGAUGAGCAUGGUAAUGAAUAAUACGCCCACAACAGUUGCGGCUUUGGCUGCAGUUGCUGCAGCCUCAGAAACAAACGGGAAACUGGAGUCCGAAGAACUUCCUGAGAUCACGAUUCCCAAGCCAAGGAGUAGCGCGCAGUUAGAGCAGUUGCUGUACCGCUAUAGAGCUAUUCAAAACCAUCCGAAGGAAAAUAAAUUGGAGAUGAUGGCAAUAGAGAAUACCUUUAGAGCUAUCUCACGUGACCAAAACCUCUAUGAAACUAAAUUGGACGCUUUGAGGAAGAGCAUAGACGAUGGAUUUCACUAUGAUGAAGAUUUGUUGAACAAACAUUUGGUCGCGUUGCAGUUACUGGAAAAAGAUACGGAUGUCCCGGACUACUUCUUAAACUUUUCAGACAUUGAUAGCGAUGAAACUGCGGUGGAGAAAGUAGAUUUUUCUGGAGGGAAACCAGUAAAAAUUUCUAUGGAUUUCAAUGCGAAGGCCAAAAGUUUAGGUUUAGAAUCAAAGUUUUCUAAUACUUCAAAGACUGCACUGGGCGACCCAGAAACCGAAAUAAGGAUUUCUGCACGUAUAUCUAACAGAAUCAGUGAGUUGGAAAGAUUACCUGCCAAUUUGGGUACAUACUCGCUGGACGAUUGCUUAGAAUUUAUAACAAAGGAUGAUUUAUCUUCCAGAAUGGAUACCUUCAAGAUCAAAGCUCUCUUGGAGCUGAAAAGCUUAAAGCUACUGACCAAACAAAAAUCCAUUAGACAAAAAUUAAUCAAUAAUGUCGCCAGUCAAGCACAUCACAGCGUUCCAUAUUUGCGCGAUUCUCCUUUCACAGCAGCUGCACAAAGAUCAGUUCAAAUUAGAAGUAAAGUUAUUGUCCCACAGACUGUUCGCUUAGCAGAAGAAUUAGAAAGACAGCAGUUAUUGGAAAAGAGAAAAAAGGAGCGUAAUUUACAUUUACAGAAAAUAAACAACAUUAUCGAUUUUAUCAAAGAGAGACAAUCCGAACAAUGGUCUCGUCAAGAACGUUGCUUCCAAUUUGGUAGAUUGGGUGCUUCAUUACAUAACCAAAUGGAGAAGGACGAACAAAAAAGAAUGGAAAGGACUGCCAAGCAACGUUUGGCUGCUUUGAAAUCCAAUGAUGAAGAAGCCUAUUUGAAAUUGUUAGACCAAACUAAGGAUACUAGAAUUACACAACUAUUAAGACAAACUAAUACCUUUUUGGACUCUUUGUCAGAAGCCGUGAGAGCACAACAAAAUGAGGCGAAAGUACUUCACGGCGAAGAAGUUCUAUCUAUCACUGACGAAGAAAGAGAAAAGACUGACUAUUACGAAGUGGCUCAUAGAAUCAAAGAAAAGGUUGAUAAACAACCUUCCAUUCUCGUUGGUGGUAUUUUGAAGGAGUAUCAAAUACGUGGUCUAGAAUGGAUGGUAUCGCUAUACAAUAAUCAUUUAAAUGGUAUUUUAGCAGAUGAAAUGGGUUUAGGUAAAACUAUUCAAUCUAUUUCUCUGAUAGCGUACCUAUAUGAAACGAAGAAGGAUAUGGGACCUUUCCUAGUCAUUGUACCUCUAUCGACGAUUACUAACUGGACAUUGGAAUUCGAGAAAUGGGCGCCAAGCUUAAACACUAUCAUAUACAAAGGUACGCCCAAUCAAAGACACUCUUUACAACAUCAGAUAAGAAUUGCAAAUUUUGAUGUCUUAUUAACAACUUAUGAAUACAUUAUCAAGGAUAAAUCCCUUUUGUCCAAGCAUGAUUGGGCUCACAUGAUUAUUGAUGAAGGUCAUAGAAUGAAAAAUGCCCAAUCGAAAUUGUCAUUCACAAUCUCUCAUUAUUAUCGCACAAGAAAUAGAUUGAUUUUAACAGGUACUCCCUUACAGAACAAUUUACCCGAAUUAUGGGCAUUAUUAAACUUUGUUUUGCCUAAAAUUUUCAACUCUGCGAAGACUUUUGAAGAUUGGUUUAAUACCCCAUUUGCCAAUACUGGUACCCAAGAAAAACUGGAAUUGACUGAAGAAGAAACACUGUUGAUCAUUAGAAGAUUGCACAAGGUGUUGAGACCAUUUUUGUUACGUCGUUUAAAGAAAGAAGUGGAGAAAGAUUUGCCUGAUAAAGUGGAAAAAGUUAUUAAAUGUAAACUUUCCGGUUUGCAACAACAGUUAUACCAGCAAAUGCUAAAGCAUAACGCUCUUUUCGUUGGUGCAGGGACAGAGGGUGCUACUAAAGGUGGGAUUAAAGGUUUGAACAAUAAAAUUAUGCAAUUAAGAAAAAUUUGCAACCAUCCCUUCGUGUUCGAUGAAGUGGAAGGUGUGGUAAACCCUUCAAGGGGAAAUAGUGAUCUACUUUACAGAGUUGCCGGUAAGUUUGAAUUGUUGGACCGGGUGCUACCGAAAUUCAAAGCUUCAGGUCAUAGGGUACUAAUGUUUUUCCAAAUGACUCAGGUCAUGGAUAUUAUGGAAGAUUUUCUAAGAAUGAAAGAUUUGAAGUAUAUGAGAUUAGAUGGUAGUACUAAGACCGAGGAAAGAACAGAAAUGUUGAAUGCAUUCAAUGCUCCAGGUUCAGAUUAUUUCUGUUUCCUUUUGUCAACUAGAGCGGGUGGUUUGGGUUUGAAUUUACAAACUGCUGAUACGGUUGUUAUUUUCGAUACAGAUUGGAAUCCACAUCAAGAUUUACAAGCUCAAGAUAGAGCUCAUAGAAUUGGGCAGAAGAAUGAGGUUAGAAUUCUAAGGUUGAUUACUACGGAUUCCGUGGAAGAGGUUAUUCUGGAAAGAGCCAUGCAGAAAUUGGACAUUGACGGUAAAGUUAUUCAGGCAGGUAAGUUUGACAACAAAUCUACCGCAGAGGAACAAGAAGCAUUUUUAAGAAGAUUGAUCGAAAGUGAAACGAGUAGGGACGAUGAUGACAAGGCAGAGUUAGAUGAUGAUGAGCUGAAUGACACCUUAGCUAGAAGUGCCGAGGAGAAAAUAUUAUUUGACAAAAUUGACAAAGAAAGAAUGAACCAAGAAAGGGCAGAUGCCAAAGCUCGUGGCUUGAGAGUCCCACCUCCUAGAUUAAUUCUACUUGACGAACUACCUAAAGUGUUCAGAGAAAAUAUUGAAGAACAUUUCAAAAAGGAGGAUUCUGAACCUUUAGGGAGGAUUAGACAGAAAAAAAGAGUUUAUUACGAUGACGGUCUAACUGAAGAACAGUUUUUGGAAGCAGUGGAGGAUGACAAUAUGUCAUUGGAGGACGCUAUCAAGAAAAGACGUGAAGCUCGCGAGAAAAGAAGAUUGCGUCAAAAUAACACGAAGGAAAACGAAAUAGAAACUCUUGAGAAUACACCUGAGGCACCCGAACUUCCAUUGACAGAUAAUAACAGCUCCACCACAGUCGUGGAUGAGGAAACUACUGCUAAUAUGGAAUCGACAGUCUCCAUCUCCAAACGCCGUAGUAGUAGAAGGAAGAGAACCCUUGCCGUUAUUACCGCGGAAGGUAAAGAAAAUGUUCCAAAGAAUAAUCUUCCUCAGGGAAAUGGAGAUGUCAAGGCAGAGGAGGAACUAAAAAGUAGUUCUGUCGAGAUCAUAAAUGGAUCAGAAUCCAAGAAAAAGAAACCUAAAUUGACGGUCAAGAUAAAAUUAAAGAAGACAACUGUAACGGACAAUAAUGAUAUCGACCAGCCAGAGGAAAAGCAAGAGGUAAAAUUUCCUGCGAAAAAGGCUGUAGCCAAAAAAACGAAGGCUAAAGCCAAGCCGCUUGGAAUUCUCCCCACAGUGGAAAAAUUAGUGGAAGAAAUGCGUGAACAGUUAGACGAAGCAGAUUCCCAUCCAAGAGUUUCCAUUUUCGAAAGACUUCCAUCAAGGCGCGACUAUCCGGAUUACUUCAAGGUCAUCGAAGAGCCGAUGGCUAUUGAUAUUAUAUUAAAGAACUGCAAGAACGGCACGUACAAGACUUUGGAUGAUGUAAAACAAGCCUUGCAGACGAUGUUUGACAAUGCCAGAUUUUAUAAUGAGGAAGGUUCCUGGGUUUACGUCGAUGCCAACAAGCUGAAUGAGUUUACCGACGAGUGGUUCAAAAAAAACUCAUCGUAG
This is a messenger RNA of Saccharomyces kudriavzevii IFO 1802, 4080 nucleotides long. It is a transcript of the gene STH1, whose product is annotated as RSC chromatin remodeling complex ATPase subunit STH1. Bases 1 to 4080 code for a protein of 1359 amino acids. The record is from RefSeq and is a predicted model, not a curated record. The transcript has a single exon. Gene Ontology annotation, molecular function: DNA binding; histone binding; ATP-dependent chromatin remodeler activity. Lineage: Eukaryota; Fungi; Ascomycota; Saccharomycetes; Saccharomycetales; Saccharomycetaceae. Gene Ontology annotation, cellular component: nucleus. Gene Ontology annotation, biological process: positive regulation of transcription by RNA polymerase II.